Messenger RNA from Knipowitschia caucasica, 591 nucleotides. Lineage: Eukaryota; Metazoa; Chordata; Actinopteri; Gobiiformes; Gobiidae. The record is from the annotation of a GenBank genome assembly.
AUGGACUGCAGACACCAUCGGCCUCUGCAGACACCAUCGGCCUCUGCAGACACCAUCACCCUCUGUGACCAUGGACUGCAGACACCAUCGGCCUCUGCAGACACCAUCACCCUCUGUGACCAUGGACUGCAGACACCAUCGGCCUCUGCAGACACCAUCACCUUCUGUGACCAUGGACUGCAGACACCAUCACCUUCUGGGACCAUGGACUGCAGACACCAUCGGCCUCUGCAGACACCAUCGGCCUCUGCAGACACCAUCACCCUCUGUGACCAUGGACUGCAGACACCAUCGGCCUCUGCAGACACCAUCACCCUCUGUGACCAUGGACUGCAGACACCAUCGGCCUCUGCAGACACCAUCACCUUCUGUGACCAUGGACUGCAGACACCAUCACCUUCUGGGACCAUGGACUGCAGACACCAUCGGCCUCUGCAGACACCAUCGGCCUCUGCAGACACCAUCACCCUCUGUGACCAUGGACUGCAGACACCAUCGGCCUCUGUGACCAUGGACUGCAGACACCAUCGGCCUCUGCAGACACCAUCACCCUCUGUGACCAUGGACUGCAGACACCAUCACCUUCUGUGA